CACUUCCUCGACCCCACCCUGCGCAUCUGGAUCCACACGACGCCGAUGUCGGAGGAUUGCCUCUACCUGAACGUCUGGACGACGAAGAUCGACACCAACUGGCGGCCACCGUCUCUUGCUUCGUUCGUCGUCAAGGAGGCCAAUAACACGUUGAGGCAGGUAGGCUACUCGAUCAGGUCGCCCCCUCGGACUAGUCUCUUUACUCGUCCUCCAUUCACAGACAGACCAGUUGUGAUGUUGGCACCGCAGACAGUUUACUCUUCAUCCGCCCUUGGCCAGCAUCAAUACUAA
Molecule: messenger RNA, 291 nt
Organism: Protopolystoma xenopodis
Lineage: Eukaryota; Metazoa; Platyhelminthes; Monogenea; Polystomatidea; Polystomatidae
Source: the annotation of a GenBank genome assembly